Messenger RNA from Monomorium pharaonis (pharaoh ant), 1170 nucleotides. It is a transcript of the gene mRpS35, whose product is annotated as 28S ribosomal protein S35, mitochondrial. Gene Ontology annotation, molecular function: structural constituent of ribosome. Gene Ontology annotation, cellular component: mitochondrial small ribosomal subunit. Gene Ontology annotation, biological process: mitochondrial translation. The record is from RefSeq and is a predicted model, not a curated record. Lineage: Eukaryota; Metazoa; Arthropoda; Insecta; Hymenoptera; Formicidae.
UCUUCUUCCAUUUGUCAUGUCGAAAAUGCCAGGUUAUGUUAAAGGUCCAAGAUAUUAGGUUAGGUUAAGUUGUAUCUUCGUUACAAGAAAAACUAGCGAUUACAUUUUUACCGUAUUUCUAAAGUAAUACAAUUCUGACUGCACAUAAAAAUGUUGUUGUUGAAACGUAGAUGCGAGGCGGGCCUCGUGCAAAAUGCUUUACCAAAAGCGCUGAACCUUCUUGCGGCGUAUUCAAGUGCCUCGGAAACUCCGAACGAACAAUUUCGCGUGUUGGAACUUUACCCGAAGUCUAGAAGAGGAGUCGCACAGGAGAAGCGGCAAAAGGCGCAACGGAUAAACGUUCCACCGCCCAGGACGAUGGAAAUGCCCGUCGACCAGGACUGGCCGUCGGUCUGGCCGGGUGCGCGAACUUUCCACCCGGCUUCGGUGCCCCUUCCGUUACGUCAAGGAUACCAGGAAAAGGACGCGCCGUUCGACAAAUACGCCAAUGCUGAGCUUAUGAAGAUACCAAAUUUCUUGCAUCUCACGCCACCUGCGAUACGAAGGCACUGCGAGGCGUUGAAACAGUUUUGCACAGAAUGGCCUACCGGUCUAGAGACCGAGGAGAAGUGUGCAAGACUUCCUGUCGAGAUCAUCACGUCCGACUACUGCUACUCCUCACCUACCAUAAGAGAUCCACUCACUAGGAUCGUGAGUCUACGAGUAAGGAUGUCUUCGCUUCACUUGGAUACACAUGCCAAAGACAAGCUGUUACGAUUGCUAGGAAACAAGUAUAAUCCAGAAACUGAUAUAAUAACGAUUACGGCCGAUAGAUGCCCAACUAGAAAACAAAACUUGGAAUAUGUGCGGUAUCUUCUCACAGCAGUGUUCCAUGAAUCUUGGAGGGUAGAACCAUGGGAAGCCGAGAAGUCGAUGGCAGACAUGGAAUACUUCGAUUGGGACACUAGCCAGAGUCGCAUAAACCUAGUAACGCUAUACAAAUGGCCCGAAACACCAACCGAUUAUGAUUACGAGACUAUUCCGCACGCAACAGAAUAUAAAAUUGCCGUGUCAGAUCUUAUAAACAACGGCGAGGAUGAAUACUCGAUCAAUAAGUAUAAAGAAGCUGUUAAAAAUUUGUUAAACCUUAAAUGCGAAAAUAAAGGUUGAAUUUUGAGCAUUGCAUAAAAU